Molecule: messenger RNA, 8852 nt
Organism: Pantherophis guttatus
Lineage: Eukaryota; Metazoa; Chordata; Lepidosauria; Squamata; Colubridae
Gene: BMP2K
Product: BMP2 inducible kinase
Biological process (GO): protein phosphorylation
Molecular function (GO): ATP binding; protein kinase activity
Source: RefSeq, a predicted model, not a curated record
CGUCCUCCUCGGUCGUUUCCUCGCCUCUCUUCCCGCCAUGAAGAAGUUUUCUCGGAUGCCCAAGUCUGACGGCACCGGCGGCAGCCCCGGAGGCAUCGGCGGUGCACCGGCGGCUGGAGGCGGCGUCGUAUCGGUAUCGGGCGGCGGCUCGGGCUCCCUGUCGGUGGGCAGCAGCAGGGUCUUCGCCGUGGGGCGCUUCCAGGUCACGGUGGAGGAGGUGCUGGCCGAAGGUGGCUUUUCCACGGUACUUCUUGUGCGUACUCAUGGUGGAGUUCGAUGUGCAUUGAAAAGAAUGUAUGUAAAUAAUGUGCCUGACCUCAAUAUCUGCAAAAGGGAAAUAACAAUAAUGAAAGAACUGUCUGGGCACAAGAACAUUGUAGGGUAUUUGGAUUGUGCUGUCAAUUCUGUUAGUGAUAAUGUGUGGGAAGUGCUUAUCUUAAUGGAAUAUUGUCGUGCGGGGCAAAUAGUGAAUCAGAUGAACAAGAGAUUACAAACGGGCUUUACUGAAUCAGAAGUGCUAAGAAUUUUUUGUGAUGCCUGUGAAGCUGUUGCUAGGUUGCACCAAUGCAAAACUCCCAUUGUUCAUAGAGAUUUGAAGGUUGAAAACCUUUUAUUGAAUGACAGUGGAAACUAUGUGCUUUGUGACUUCGGCAGUGCCACUAAUAAAUUCCUUAACCCUCAGAAAGAUGGAGUCAGUGGAGUUGAAGAAGAAAUUAAAAAGUAUACCACAUUGUCAUAUAGAGCUCCUGAAAUGAUCAAUCUUUAUGGAGGGAAAACAAUUACAACCAAGGCAGAUAUCUGGGCCCUUGGCUGCUUGCUGUAUAAACUUUGCUUUUUCACACUUCCCUUUGGUGAGAGUCAGGUUGCUAUUUGUGAUGGAAGCUUUACCAUCCCAGACAAUUCGCGUUAUUCUCACAGUAUGCAUUGUUUGAUAAGAUACAUGCUUGAACCAGAUCAAGAGCGAAGACCUGAUAUCUUUCAAGUAUCUUAUUUUGCCUUUAAACUUGCCAAAAAGGAUUGCCCAAUUUUAAACAUGAAUAAUUCUCCUCUCCCUUCAACUCUUCCUGAGCCCUUGACAGCUAGUGAGGCUGCUGCUAAGAAAAGCCAAAUAAAAGCUAGAAUAACAGAUGCCAUUGGACCAACAGAAACCUCAAUAGCACCACGUCAGAGACCAAAGGCCAAUACGAGCACUGCCACUUCUAGUGUACUUACAAUUCAGAGCUCAGCCACACCAGUAAAAGUGCCAGUUCCUGGUGAUUUUAACAAUGAACACAAAGGAGCCUCAAAGGUUGGAAAUGGACACGAGAGCGUAUUAUCGCCGGGAACCCCACAGCAAAACAGAGUAUUGCAACAACUGCAGCAAGGUGACUGGAGACUACAGCAGCUGCAUCAUUUACAUCAGCAACAGCAACAACAACAAUUGCUCCAUGAUUCAUACGUGCAGCAGUAUCAGCAAGCAAUGCAGCAGCAUGUCGUUCAACAGCAGCUUUUGAUACGCUCUGGGUAUCAGCAGCAGCCCCCUCCUCCAUAUCCUGCUAUGAUGCAGCAGUACCAACAAGCUCUUCUACAGCAACAGGUCCUUGGGAAUCAGUUGCCACCACCGAAACGUUCUCCUGAAUUUCUUACCUCUCCUCAGGAGUUUUCACCAGCCUUAAUCUCUCAUUCUAAAUCCUUUCCAGCUCAUGUUGGUGCAGCUCUGGAUGCUCCUUAUUCCACAAACAGAUCAUCUUCCUCUGACAUGGAGUCUGUUUCCAGCUAUCCGAAACAAAACAUCAGCAGUCCCCCUGAUAUGUCUGGGUGGAACCCUUUUGGAGAAGACAACUUCUCCAACCUGACAGAGGAGGAGCUGUUGGACAGGGAGUUUGACCUUCUGAGAUCAAACAGGCUGGCGGAGAAGAGAACUUCCUUAGAUAAGCCAGUGGAGUCACAUUCUGCUCCACUGACCCAUCCUCCAGAAGAUCCCUUUGGUUCUGUUCCUUUCAUUUCACACGCAGGCUCCCCAGGAAAUGAAAUUAAUAACCCAGCCAGCAAUCUAGAAAACACGUUAGAGAGUCUUUCUAAGUAUGAGAGGUCAAGCCAGGUUGUCAAGGACCAGGAUGCUGGAAAGAAGGCUGUGGAAGCACCUGCUAAGAAAGGAAACGAUGAAUCGGAGAGUGAUUUUGAAUCUGAUCCCCCUUCUCCAAAGAGUAGUGAGGAAGAGGAAGAACAAGAGGACGAAGAAGUCUUGCAGGGUGAGACUGGAGACUUCAUUGAUGACAACGAUACAGAGCCAGAAAACUUAGGCCAGCAUCCUCUUCUCAUGGAUUCUGAAGAAGAUGUAGAAGAUGACGAUAAGCACAGUUCUGACUCUGACUGUCACCAUUUUAGGCCUGCAGAAGAGGUACCUUGCGACAGAUACAGAGAAGGACCUGGCAAUAUAGAAAGCAGAGAGAUGAUUCUUCCCUGUCCUUCAUUGACCAAGUUCCCGGGUUCCAGUUUGAGCCCCAAACAAGAAUUCGAUGUCUUUGGAGCGGUUCCGUUCUUCGUUUUGCAGCCCCAGGAACAAAAGGAUACUUCUUCCCACGUCGCCCAUCCAGAACAAGACCAGGACGACUUCGAUGUCUUCACCAAAGCCCCCUUCAGCAGAAGAAUAUCUCAACAAGAGGAUUCGAUCCCAGGCUCAGAACCUCAAAUGUCUCCCGUUUCCCCCAAAAGCGUGGACGUUUUUGGCUGCAUCCCGUUCCAGCCUGUUUCCAUCCAAAGCUUCCACGGUGAAGCAAGAGAGGAUCUGUUCGGGCUCAUCCCGUUCGAGGAGAUCACCGGGGGGAGCCAGCAGCAACACAAGGCGAAACAGCAACAACGGAAUCUGCAGAAACUCUCUUCCCGUCAGCGGCGCAUGAAGCAAGAGGGGUCCAAGAGCAAUGGCAAGCGCCAUCAUGGAACCCCCACCAGCACCAAGAAGACCCUGAAGCCCAGUUACCGGACGCCAGAGAGAGCCCGAAGGCACAAAAAGGCCGGCCGCCGAGAUUCCCAAAGCAGCAACGAGUUUCUGACCAUUUCUGAUUCCAAGGAAAACAUAAGUAUUAGCCUGUCGGAUAGCAAGGACAGAGUCAAUCCCCUGCAGGGUGAUGACAAUCUCCUGGAUCCCUUUGGAGCCAAGCCUUUCCAUCCUGCCGAAGGGCUACGUCUCCCCCAACACCAAGGAUUGGCUGACAAUCGUGGGGAUCACAACAUGGCAAUGCUUGGGAGACCUAGGCAGAGCUCCUUACUUGGCAGCAUUCAUUCUGGCGACGGCGUAAAAUUAACAGAUGAUUUUGGAGCAGUUCCUUUCACCGAACUCGUGCCAAGUGUGAAGUCUCAACAGAGCCAGCAGCAACAGGCAGUAGAGUUAGAUCCAUUUGGGGCAGCUCCGUUUCCUUCCAAACCGUAGACUCUUUUUUAGGAACAUCUGAAUUCUUUUUUUUUUUUAAACAACCUUGGAUUUAAUAUGCCACUCUAAUCCAUUUACUUUGGUUGAGAAACAAAUGUUUUGUUUUUUUUUAAAUCCGCUUAUUUCUCUGCUGUGACUCGACAAUGUUAAAGAUGCAAGAUCAGGAUGAUACAACGGUGAGAAAAGUUUGAGUAGAGAAAAUCUUUCCAAAAGUUAGAUCAGAAGAUAGUAGCUAUCACUGAGGAUAUUGGCUACGACUAGAACAGGGGUCUCCAACCUUGGCAACUUUAAGACUUGUGGACUUCAACUCCCAGAAUUGGACUUGUGGACUUCAACUCCCAAAAGCAAAACUGGCUGAGGAAUUCUGGGAGUUGAAGCCCACAAGUCUUGAAGUUGCCAAGGUUGGAGACCCCUGGACUAGAACAUUCAGAAUUGUAUCCUUUAUAGAGUGCAAUUACACUUCAAUUGAUGGAAGCAUCAGACCGGGUUGAACUAAUGAAAUGGGACCUUAUCAGUCAAAAAUCAAGAAAACGUCUGAAAAAAGCCAGGUUUAUUUAGAACUGCUUCAUUGUACCUGUUCUAAAGGGUUUUUUUUUUUUUUUAGAAAAACACUCUCCUCUUAACAUUUCUGAAAAUCAGAGCUUGCGGUCUUGAUACUGGUUCCUAAACUUACAUGAAGAAACCCAAAUCUUUCUAUCUGCCUGAACUGUGCUUUUCCACAGUAAGUGCCAUUAAUAUAAAACAGGGAUUGUUGUAAUUCUUAGGAUUUCAAGAACUUAGUUGGGGAUGUUGGAAAUGGGAAUGGAACGAGAAAGCAGCAGCACUAACAGUUAGCUUCUUGCAGCACUUUGAAGAUUGCCAUUUCAAGAAGAGAGCGUGGUUUACUUGCAUACCAUACCAACCCAGAGAGAAGAUGGGGAAAACAGCCAGAAAAUUGUAGCAAAUUCAGACCUAUAAAGAGUUUAAAUCAGAGUUUUUACCCCAUGUCUGCUCGCUUUACUGGGGUUUUGUAUUUCAUAUAAACUGUAUGUACCCCACAAGGUUUUUAAUCUUCUAAAAUGGUUCUCACCUGAUUUUUGAAUGCUUUCUGUAUUACAUGAUUGUACUUUUGUAAGACUUUAUACAAAACACACCGAUCAGUUUUCAACAAAAGGAGGUUUAGAAUGGAAGGCUUAAAAAUGAUGCUCUUUUGAGUCUCUUACCAUUACCGCAGAGUAAAACCAGCAAUGCCUUAACAGCCAGGACCACGUCCUGAUAUAAAUUUACCUCUUGAGCCAAUUGGUGCCCUUGAGACACAGAUUGUAACAUUUGUAGAACUUCGGUGAGUAGACAGUACAUUUUUGGAACUUUCAAUCUGAGCAAAGGAAUUUCUAAUGUCUUCAUUCGCUGUUGGUCAUUCUAGGGGCAGCUGUGUUUGUUCAAAAUAGCCAUUUUGAUGUCCUGCAGUUCCUUUUCGGUUUCGUGAAAAUGGGUGUCUUUGAAGUGAACAUAGUAAAACAUUUUGUCACAAAGAAUGGCCAGGAUCCAGAGAUCAUGGCAGGAUCUUUUUGGAGUAUGUGUGUGUGUGUCAAUCAAAAAUUGCUAAACGUCUAGCACAGGGGUGUCAAACUCAAUUUCAUUGAGGGCUGCUUCAGGGUUGUGUUUGACUUUGGGGGGCUGUGGUGGGUGUGGCCAGCUCAACAUCACUUGGGGGCACCUCUGGAGGCCCGAGCGCUCUGCCAGUGAAAACGGGCUCCUGAGCUCCGUUUUCAACUGCGACGGCCUCCUGCAACCCUCUGCCAGUGAAAACAUAGGGAGGGCGGGCCGCACGCAGCCCUCCUGAACUCCGUUUUCACUGGCAGAGGCACAGUGGGCCAGUCCUUCGCUGUUUCCAGGCCAGAUGUAAUCACCCCGUGGGCUGGAUCCAGCCCCCAGGCCUUGAGUUUGACAUCCCUGGUCUAGCAGAAUGCUUGCAUGACAAAGAGGAAUCCAUUCUUAAAAUGUGAAAAGUUUCAGUAACCGUUUCUCUCAUUAAACGAAUGAAGGUUGACAUCUCCGGAUCCUUGCAUAGACAUUCACAUAUAUAUGAAUUUGGACUGUAGAAGCUACGUGACCUUAACUAUAGCUGGUUGAAUUUCCUUAAAAGAUACCAAGUAGUUGGUUUUUGCCAUCCAGUUACUGUAUUGAAGCGCAAAGAAAAUACAGUAACUUUUGGAUAAUUUGCAAACAUAAUAAAUGUGAAGAUAGAGGUUUAAGAUCCUUUAACUGUACUUCAAAGUUUUGAAAAAAUAUGUAGCAUUUUAAUCAUUCUUUGAAGUUAAUAGUUUCAAGUUCUUGCUAAAUGUGCUUCUAGAAGUGAAGUCCAUCUCUUCGCAUGGUUUGAAACCCAUAUCCCCCCCCCAAAAUUAGAUGUCUGUCUUAUUACACUAAAUAUUGUGUAAAGAUCAGUUAAAAAUCAGCUGUGCAUGUGCCUCAGAAGGCCUGUUCCUUUAUUUUUGUGCCAAAGCCUCAAGACAUAAUGUGUGUUGUAAAAUAACUCUCUUUUUAAAGGCCACUUCAACCAUGGCAGACUUCUGAGCAAGAAGGGUUAUAAGCUGUCCAAAAUCAAGUCAUUAAGAACCUGCUAAUUAAAUGUACUGUAUUUGGCUUUCAUAGUGGAAGGUUUUCUGUGUAGGCAAUAUAUCCAUAUGGGUUGAAGACCCAGAGUGAACGGAGAGAUGAUUUUAAAUAUGGUCUCAUUGUGAUAACCUCAUUUUAUUUGAAAAGAUGUACGUGCUUCAGGUGGUAUAAAAGGAAUGCAGUAGUUUGGAUUCCUCACUCCAAAGUUGCCACCACUUUACUAAAAUCAAUGGGACAAAAAAGUAAAUUGUAGCUAAUCCACCUAAUUAGCUUGGUAACGUGUUUUUUUUUUUUUUUUGCUUCUGAAUGUUAUCUAUAUGAUUACACCUGACAUCUGAUUUUUUUAAAAUAUCUCCAUCCAAACCCUUUUCAUCAGAAAAUCCUGAUGAAAUCAGAUUGCUGUAAAUUGUUUUCAGUAAGCAGUUAAGAAGAUGAUGAUGUAUAUGCCAUGAGAAAUGACAUUUUAGAGUAAUUGGGUCACUCCAUUUUCUGUCUUCUGUGGCUUCAAUUUGCCAGAAGGAUAUCCUUUGUACCAGUUAUGGUUAGUUUUAUUCUGUACAUUAUGUACAUCUGAACUUACACUACAUGGAUAUAUGAAUUCCUGUACUUAAUGACCAAAAAUGGCACCAAUCUAUUUAGUAAUGGGAAGAGCUGAAAUAGCAUAACUUCGGGAUUUGCAUCUGUUUGUAUAUUUCUCAGAUAAUUCUUCCCAAAUCUGAUCUAUGCUAGAAAACGCAUGAGGUUAUCUUGGCCAUCGUCCCUGGUUGUUAGGACAUAUUUUUCAUUAGACAACGUUGGGGUACCCCUACAGGGCUCCAGCUCAGGGGUGAAAUCUACUUACCUUCCUUACCUCCUUCGGAAGUGCAUGCGCCGUGCAUGUGCAUUCACUUCGCUUGCGCAUGCACACAUCACAUCUGCGCGGACCCUCUGUGCAUGUGCAGAGAGUAAAAAACACAUUACUUCCUGAUUAAAAUCAAGAAGUAACCACACCCAGGUGGGUGGGCGGAGCCUUGCGCCACCAUCGCGACUGGCUCUCUGAACCACUGGCCCCAAUCGCUACCGGAUCGCCUGAUCCGGUCUGAACUGGGAGGAUUUCACUCCUGCUCCAGCUAUAUAAUUGGUAGAUAAGGAUGAAGACAGGAAAGAUAUAUAUAGAGCUCUGCAGGAUUGGGGCCGAGGAGAACCCUGUGUCAUUCAUGGCCAUUCGUUUGUUUCAUCAACAUUUUUUUUUUGCUUUUGAAUAACAUCUUUAAUCUCCCGGCUUUCUGCAUCAAUCAGACUUUUAAAAGAAUUUGAUUUCCUAGAUUAUUGUAAAUGAGAUUCGUACACUGAUCUCUCUCUCUGUGUGUGUGUGUGUGUGUGUGUGUCUGGUGGCUGAACUGGGUGAGCUAUUGGCAGUUUCCACAAAGUUGAUUUCUAUCGCUUUGCCAAGUAAGCUUAAACAUUGAAUUCUAUGCUUCACUGAGAAAGCUGUUUAUUUUCUUUGGGUGGGGAGUUUGGGAUAGCCUUGCUCGCUUGAUGGAUGUAUUUAUCCACAUAUCUGAAGUUCACUCUGUUUCGGUCUUUCCUCCAAUAGUAAGAAGAUUGAGAGGCAUUGAUUCAGAACUGGAGAUGGUUAUCCAGUUUCCAUUUUCAUGAAACGUGUAGACCUUCUCAUUACUGCGUAGGCAAAUCUGAGCCUUCCUUUUACUAAUCAGCUGCGUACUUCAUCUUGGGGCCUAUGUAGCUUUGGACAGGAUAACUUACUGGUAAAAAUACGGUACUGUUUAUAUUUAAUUUGAAUAUAUAAUUUCUAUCUGUGAGGCUGAAGAUAGAAAUCAAGGUGCUUCAGGGGAAAUAUCACUUACCCCCUUAUGGACUGCAUUUGUUACCUGAAUGUGUUCAGAAGGUACAACUUUUGAGUUUUGUAAUCGAGAUUGAAUCUCUCGCCACAAAUCUUGUAGAUUGAAAUAAUCAAUUCGGGGCUACUUCCCUGGCGUGUUCUACCCAGAUAUACUCUGUGAAGAUGAUCCUUCAACAUUGAAAUUCAGUAGCAAGCACCCUUGUGGUAGGGCUGCCCAAAAGUCCUGUUUUCUCCUAACGAUAAGAAGAAAAAAAACCUACUGUGAGAAUAAAAGGAGAUAGCUACUACUGUGAGAAUAGCAAUUAGAGUUUAUCGGAAUAUUUUUUUAUAUGAUAGUGUAUUUUUAUAGAGAGAUGUAUAUAAAGCAUACACGCGCACACAUCCUGUAGUCUCUUGGGAGUCUGUGAUUUAAAAUAUAGCAUUGCAGUCACAAUCAUUUUCAUGGCAUUGGAAGACGAAACGGAGCCAAAAGCUGCUAAAAGAGUAACAAGAAAAUGCAAAAACAUUGUCUGUCUGAUUAUUUUUCUAGAGCGCUUUGAAGAGAAUAUUGUAAACCGUUGCCUAGAUUAGUUUCUGGGAUAAGAACAUCACUUAAGAAUAAAACAAUAACGUUACAUUCUAAUUGCUGGCGAACAGCGUUAAAGUGCACUUUUCAAAAUUACACUUCCAUAUCUUUUGUUUUGUUUAGACUUGAAAUUUCUAAAGCGUCGUGCGGUGUGUAUGUGUGCAUGUAUGUGUAUGGGUAACCACUAAUACCUUUUUGUGCAAAAACGAUGUACAUAAAACAACUUCCAGUUGUUAAUCAACCAGAUGUCAUGUUUCUGUAACACCAACCACUGUGUGAAUUUGCAAUGGGGCUAGGAUGUUAAGAGUAAAACCUGUCAUUCCAGUACUGUAUGAAGAUUUUUCCAAUGUGUAAGAUCUCAUUUACAUCUCCUUUAAUUUUGUUCCAUCCAAUGCCAGCUGUUAUAAUAAAGUCUUAUUGUACCAUUUUCAAAGAAA